Molecule: messenger RNA, 1101 nt
Organism: Triticum turgidum subsp. durum (durum wheat)
Lineage: Eukaryota; Viridiplantae; Streptophyta; Magnoliopsida; Poales; Poaceae
Source: the annotation of a GenBank genome assembly
AUGGAGACCAGAUCGAGAGGAGGAGGAGCAGAGCAGGGGCUGAGAAAGAGAGCAAGAGCAGGAGAGCCGCGAGAUCAACCACCACCCAAUGGUUUGUACCUGGUGGUGGAGCACGAGACCGAGAACAAGUGCGAGGUGAUCAAGCCGCCGAGCCACGCCGGGGCACCCUUCGGCGCGCCGGGCAUGUCCUUCGUCGCCGUGAGUUCUUCGAACCACGGCGGCGACUGGAUCGUCGGCGUCGGCGGCAAGACCACCGUCACCUACGACGCCGGCACGUCGGAGGUGAUCCGGGGCCCGCCAGUCCUGUCCCCCAAGCACCAGCCCGUCCUCAUCUCGCACGGCGGCAUGCUCUACGCCAUCACGCGCCGCCCCCGGGUGGUGCCCUGGACGGACUUCGAGGUCCUAAGCUUCGAGGACGGCAUCCCCUCCAUUAAUUACCCCUACGCCACUGAGAAGGCGCCGCCUUUCUUCCCCUGCAGGCUCACCCCGAUCGAGUUCCGUAAUCCGCCGGAGGUCUGCGUCGGGUCCUACGCCGCCGUGGACGGGCGCAUCUUCCUCUCCCUGCAGCAGGAGGAGGGCACCUGCGUCUUCCAUGUCGCGAGCAAAACAUGGGAACGCGUUGAUGACAAUAACCUGCCUUUCAUCGGGCCGGCGGCACCCCUCUGCGAUCGCAUGUUUGCCGCCUGUACGAAAACCAGGAGCAACAAUGAGGAUGCAAUCACGCUCUUCUCCCUGCCCAUGGACGGUAGUACCAAAUGGCUUCCCAUCCGGGAGUUCGUCGUUGGGCCAACAGACCACGUCUCAAGGCAGUUUCUGUGCCCCCUCCCAGGAGGUCGAAGCUUUUGUUGGAUCAAUACAAUGCACCCAGACUCGGCUACCAGCAUCCAACUCAACAGCAAGUUGAAGUCUGUGCUGGCUACAUUUACCAUAUUUCAGCUCAAGAAUCUCGAGGGCAACGAUGAUUUCUCAGCAUCAUCAGUUACACUGGAGAAAUUGGGGAAACCGGGGCAGCUGAUACACACAUUAUCUGAGGGUGAGAGUAGUCCAGUGACUCUGAUUGCUGCACUCACUCACAAUGCAACAAGUGCCUGUGAUCUUUAA